AGAGCGAGCGAACAAGAGGGGAGGGAGUGCGGGCCGAUCGUAGGCUGUGAACAAGACGCAGCGAGUAGGAAUGGGAGAGAGACGGAGGCGCCUCGACAUCUGAAAGUUUUAAACCAAUGAUCGCGGUAGGUGAUGCGGAGCAAGACUGGGGGUUCCUCCAACGUGUGCAAAGAAAACAAAUUCCACAUCAUGGACCGCUUCAGGCAGAGACAGAUUUAGCUUUCACCGCUGAGGGAGGGCAUUCUCUGUCACGAUCUAUAUUCGGGGAGGACGGGAAUGUAAUAAUGGGAUCGGGGAACUGAAAAAACCCCUACAAAGGAUUAACAUGCAUCGCAUGCCCUCAUGCUGCACUGUGCUCCCAGAACUAAAUAUUGCUUUAGUGUUCGUGAAAGUGAGGACGUAGCGGCACGGAAGAAUACUCAGGGAGUUACUCAACAUCGAAGAGGGACUUGAAUGGACAUCAGAUGUCUUCAGUAGAAGUGGCUCAGUGGAUGACAACAGCACCAGCAGCCCAGGAAAGUGAGGAGCCCUGCUAACAUCUCACAGCAGAAGUCAUAAUCCAGUGGGGAUUACUGCCGGCUCUGGAGUUUAUACUGUGGACCGGUCCUUUUUUUUUUUUUGUGUCCCUCCGAGCAGUGGAUCCAUACUCCUUUUGAGCUCCUUCUUUUGGUCUGCACAGUGAAACAGAGGGAUGAAGCACCCUGUGCAUUGACCCCGAGGCGCCCCGCCCCACGCCGUGUCCCUGCCCGUGGGACACGGCGACCAUGCUGACCGAGUGUCCAACGGCAGAAGGAUCAGAGCCCCGACCCGCGCUACGGCCUGCCGCGCCCUCCGCAGCACCAUGUCUCAGGCCGCCGCUGCUACUCUGCAGGCUAACGGCUCACAGUCCGGGGAAGAGCCCGAGGGGAAGCUACAAUGGGCCGCCCUGCUCAUCGUCAUGGUCAUUGUCCCCACUAUUGGGGGAAACAUCCUGGUCAUCUUGGCCGUGUCCCUUGAAAAAAAGCUGCAGAACGCCACCAACUACUUUCUAAUGUCGCUUGCGGUGGCUGAUCUGUUGGUGGGACUCCUCGUGAUGCCCAUCGCCCUCGUCACUGUUUUGUACGAUUCGGACUGGCCUCUCCCGGAGCCCCUCUGCCCCAUUUGGCUGUUCCUAGACGUGCUUUUCUCAACCGCAUCAAUUAUGCACUUAUGCGCCAUUUCGCUGGAUCGCUACAUCGCCAUCAAGAAGCCCAUCCAACACAGCCAGUACAAGUCGAGAACCAAAGCGAUGGUGAAGAUUGCACUCGUGUGGCUCAUAUCUAUUUGUAUUGCAAUCCCAAUUCCAAUUAAGGGGCUUAAGAACAACCACCUCCCCAACAACAUCACCUUCAACAGUAACCACACAUGCAUGCUGAAAACAGACACCUUCCACGAGUUCAUCAUGUUUGGCUCCAUGGCGGCAUUCUUCGUCCCUCUGACAAUCAUGAUGGUCAUCUACCUACUCACUGUCCGCGUGCUGCGCAAAAAGGUCUAUUUGCUGAGGUCACGGGUGACUCAGCGCUUCAGCUCCCCGACAGUCUCCACGGUCUUUCAAAGGGAAGAGGCCAGAUCGCCGCCUCAAUGGGGGCAGCUUCACAACCAGGAGAGGAGACUUCCCCGGACGCAAGACAAAACCUACGCGGACGGAAACAGCUCUCCGACGGGAGACGAAACAUCCUUCCGGAGAAUGUCGACAAUCGGCAAGAAGUCGAUGCAGACUCUGAGCAACGAGCAGCGCGCCUCCAAGGUGCUGGGCAUCGUCUUCCUCCUGUUUGUAGUCAUGUGGUGCCCCUUCUUCAUCACCAACAUCACCUCCGUGCUGUGCACCAGCUGCGAUGUCCAUGUGAUGGCCCGCCUCAUGGAGAUCUUUGUUUGGGUGGGCUACGUGUCGUCGGGCAUCAACCCCUUAGUCUACACUCUGUUUAACAAGACUUUCAGGCAGGCGUUCACACGCUACAUGACCUGUGAUUACGAGAGCACCACCAGCUAUGGCCCGGGGAGGCGCCACAGGGCGUCAAAUGCCGAUUGGACCCUUACGCGGAUUUCAUUCAGCUCUUCUGUGGCAGAAAACUCUAAACGGAUCAUGAAGCGUGGAAUGAAGAACGGCAUCGGAGCGGUUAGCUACCAGAGCCGGCAAACCCCCGCGCAGGCCCCCAGUGGCGUGUUGCUGGACACAGUGCUUCUGACCGAAUGUGAAGAUGGCAAGCCGGAAGAACAUGAUAGCUGCGUAUAGCAAAGCCUGAAAAAAUGAAUCCCAUUUUUAAAAAAGGGAGCACUUUAAAAUGCAUCCAAUUGUAGAGUGUCCUUUUUAUCUUUUUAAUAGCCAACAUUCAAAAUGCAUGAUUCUCAAUCUGCUUUUACUACCAAUUUGAUUGACAGAUAAUGUCGGUUCUUACUGCACACAACACCGCAACGACAUCCAAGUCAUGCUGAUGAUUAUCAUUGUUGUAAACAAUGUUGUUUAACAAAAUGCAAAAUACUGCAACAUUUUCAUUAAAAUCAUUUCAGAAACACAAUAAACAGUAAAAAUGGACUGAAUAUGUCCACAGGUCCAAUGAAUUCUCCAAGACUACGUGUAGCGUACCAGAGGAGUUUGAGUUGUCAAAGGUUAAAAAAAACAACUUUGUGAUGACCUGUAACAGGUCAACUAGGCGAACAAGGAGUAUAAAAAGAUCAAAUUUAGACAAAGAUGUGGCUACCAAACAAAUGUUAGGAAUGAGUUCGGUGUGAAUACACACACGAUGUUUCCAUAUGCUGUUCCCGUCUAGUUGGGCUAUUUAUGCUUUUAACCAUCUCGGAUACGUGCUUACAUGCUACAUGUUGACAAUAAACUAAUUGUUUGCUGGAC
Messenger RNA from Gasterosteus aculeatus aculeatus (three-spined stickleback), 2866 nucleotides. It is a transcript of the gene htr2b, whose product is annotated as 5-hydroxytryptamine (serotonin) receptor 2B, G protein-coupled. The record is from RefSeq and is a predicted model, not a curated record. NCBI's taxonomy places the organism in Eukaryota, Metazoa, Chordata, Actinopteri, Perciformes, Gasterosteidae. Gene Ontology annotation, biological process: chemical synaptic transmission; G protein-coupled receptor signaling pathway, coupled to cyclic nucleotide second messenger; regulation of behavior. Gene Ontology annotation, cellular component: dendrite; plasma membrane. Gene Ontology annotation, molecular function: neurotransmitter receptor activity; G protein-coupled serotonin receptor activity.